AUGAGGCUACUCUCGGCAAAGAAUGCCGUGCUCCUUACUGCCUUCAUAAGCAACCUUCCUCACUUUAUCUUGGGAGCCCCAAUCGCCCAGACCGCAGAUGUCACUGAACAAGUCAUUACUCGCAACGGUGAUCUUUUUGUUGUACCCGUCCAACAAGCUGAAGAUUCCAAUAUCACCAAUCGGGAUGAGGACGACUUUUCUCUCAAGCUUAUUAAAGGUGUCAAAAGAAUCGUAACCAGAGUAGGAAUCCCUCGACCUCCUACGCCUCCGGUUCUCAGACCUAGACCUCAUCCUGUUCCUGUUCCUGUUCCUGUUCCGGGUCCGGUAGCCCCUAAGCCCAAGCCAGUUCCCAAGCAAGAUCCUUUGCCAAAACCCCUACCACGUCCUAAUCCUCCGGCACCAAAACCUAACCAUCAACCAAUCCCACUCAGUGAAAAUCCUGGGCAGGGCGUUGGUAUUGGCAAUCAGCCCAAGCCUAUGGAGAACUAUGCAAACUUGGGACAGACGCAAGUAAAUAAAUACGAAACAGCCGCUAAGAGCGAUAAGCCAGACACCCCAAUGGUCAAUAAUGAAGCGGAUCUUGCCAAGUAUGGACCGAACGAGGCGUUUAUGGACAUCCGUAUUCUGAACGACCAGUACAAGAUCUACGACAUCGACGUGUUUAUCAGUGAGUUGGAGGAAUUGAAGAAUUUCCGCACAGACGAGCUUGGAUUCAAUAUCAACGCUGCAGGACUGUUAAGACAGACAGUGGUCAACAGCGCAAAAGAUGGCAAAAUGAUUAACCGAGGCACGUACGACAAGAAUGGACAGUUCAUUGUUUAUCAAGACGCUUUCAAGGACGCUGACACAGCGGCUGGCACGAAAGUCCCAUUGAAUGAGAUAGGUAUACAGCAGUUCCAGAAGGCAACUCUGGUGGGAACACAAGACAAGGGCAAAACCAAAAACUUCAAAGCAGCGUUCCUCAUGGAUGUUCAGAACAAAGAGUUCUGGGCGAUUACCAGAGAGAACUACAACGACAUGAAGCAGCCUUUUAGCGAAAUUCUUACGUUCAACCGUGGAACUCCACAAUUUGAUCGCUUUAUGGGAAGCCCAAACUUCAACAGCAAGUUCUACUCUUUUGCUAACCACCACAAUGCUAUCGGUAACAAGGUCCCAGAUAAGGUCAUUGUUGUUCCUAAACAGGCUGAAAACUCCGGUAAUAAGCUUACUGUUGCUGUCGUCUUUAAAGAUGCUUAA
Messenger RNA from Hymenoscyphus albidus, 1236 nucleotides. Lineage: Eukaryota; Fungi; Ascomycota; Leotiomycetes; Helotiales; Helotiaceae. The record is from the annotation of a GenBank genome assembly.